CGGGACCCCGGGGCGCGCAGGGCUGGGGCCGCCACUGGGGCUCCUGGAUCCUCCGUGCCGUGCCGCGCGGGACACCCAAGCCGCCUCGCUGCCAGUAGGCAGAGGGGAUGCCACCGGGGCGCCACGAGCUACCCUCCGCCACCUGCGGACACCAUCCGCAGCCCAGCAUGGGGAUGCGGUGCCUGCUGGUCUGCGGGGUGUCCAUCGCGCUUCCACUUUUUGUCGGAGCAGAUGUGUGCAAGGAGAUUGGUAUGCAGAACGAGACACCUUCUGUGGGCCAGCCUUUUGCUUUUAAUUGCACUUUCCCUCCCAUAACAUUUGGGAAAGUAAAUGUGCUGUGGUAUAAAAAUUCUAGGAAAAUCCCUGUGUCCCAAAAUGUACAUUCUCGAAUUCACCAGGACCACACCUGGAUUCUGUUUCUCCCCUUGGCAUGGGAGGACUCAGGCAUCUACAAAUGUGUCAUAGAGGAGACAGACCACUGUUACAGAAUACACAUAAACCUGACUGUUGCUAAAAGAUCUUGGUGUGACAAUUCCGGAACGAGUGUGUCUACUUUGUCAGACGAGUACAAACAAAUAUUACAUGUUGGACAGGAUGACAGUCUGAUGUGUCACUUGCACUUUCCGAAGAGCUGUGUUUUGGAUUCAAUAAAGUGGUAUAAGGACUGUAAAGAGAUUGAAAGCGAGCGGUUUAUUUCUUUGGGACUCAAGCUUUCUGUGAGCAAUGUGUCGGCAGGGGACAGGGGGAACUAUGCCUGCGUGGCCAGACUGACACACCUGGGGAAAGAGUACACAGUGUUAAACAGCAUCACUGUGAACGUCACAGAAAGAGUUGGAAAUGGAGGAAGAAUUCCUAAAAUCAUUUAUCCAAAAAACAAUUCAAUUGAAGUACAACUUGGCUCCACCCUUAUUGUGGACUGCAAUAUAACGGACACAAAGGAGAAUACAAAUCUGCGAUGCUGGAGGGUCAAUAACACAUUGGUGGACGAUUACUACAGUGAAUCCAAGCGGGUCAGAGAAGGAAUCGAAGUCCCUGUUUCUUUUCAGGAUCAUACGUUUUACACGGUGAACAUUACUUUUUUGGAAGUGAAAAUGGAAGACUACGGCCUUCCCUUUGUAUGUCAUGCUGGAGUAUCCGCAGCAUACAUUAUAUUAACACUGCCAGCUCCAGAUUUUCAGGCUUACUUGAUAGGGGGGCUUACAGCCUUGACAGUGGUGAUGUUGUCCCUCGUGGGUGUCUACAACGUUUUUAAGAUUGACAUUGUACUUUGGUACAGGAGUACCUUCCAUCCUAAUGGGACCACUGAAGAUGGGAAGUUGUAUGAUGCCUACAUCUUGUACCCCAAGCCACAGAGAGACAGCCAGAGCCAUGACGUGGACACCUUGGUGUGGAAGAUCCUGCCGGAAGUGCUGGAGAGACAGUGUGGAUAUAAGUUAUUUAUAUUUGGCAGAGAUGAAUUCCCUGGACAAGCCGUGGCCAGUGUCAUUGAUGAAAACAUCAAACUGUGCAGGAGGCUGAUGGUGAUUGUGGUCCCUGAGUCUCCGAGCUUUAGCAUGUUAAAGAACAUGUCGGAAGAGCAGAUCGCAGUCUACAAUGCCCUGAUCCAGGAUGGGAUGAAGGUCAUUCUCAUUGAGCUGGAGAAAAUCGAGGACUACGCUGCCAUGCCGGAGUCAAUUCAGUACAUCAAACAGAAGCAUGGGGCCAUCCAGUGGAGUGGGGGCUUCGCGGAGCAGUCACAGGCAGCCACGGCCAAGUUUUGGAAGAAAGUGAGGUAUCAUAUGCCAUCCAAAAGGUACCCCCAUCUCCCCCUGUCCAGCCGCUGAAGUACACACCUUGCGACUGUGCACCAGGCAGGUGGGAGACCAGCAUGGGGCUCAUCACCCACUGAUGGAGAGCUUGUCAUCCAGGGACAGCUCCUAGCUGGGUCAGGAUGCAUUUCAUUAGCGCUGGCUGACUUUGAACCUUGCAGUUGGUUCUGCACCUGGAUGAUGGCUUGUCUUUCCCGUUUGUUUUGAUCGGAGCUGCCUCUUUAGAGAGAGAUUUCGCCACUUCACAACUCCCAGACGCUCGUGAACACUCUCUGAGCACAGGGUGUGGAUGGCAUUGUGGCUCCUGGGGUGCAGAGUAGGGUAGAGCUAGCAUUCAGACAGCAAGAAGUUUAGCUUUUAAUAUGGCACCUGCAGGGACUUAGAUGAGAGCCUGGGCAGCCUGGGGGUGACAGGAAGGCAGAAAGAGACUUUGUCCAGGCUUGCCCGGUGUCUGUUAGGGCUCCAGUCACACUGGGGAAUAUGAAUCCCACUCACUCAUCCAGUGCAGGUAGGCUGUAACCACUGUGGUGUCUUGGCCUUGGUCAUGGCUGUAGUUUGGCUAUGAGUUUGGAUGUUCUGUGAAGGUCUUUAUAUUAGGCUUGCUCUGCAGAGUCUUAGGUUAAUGGUACUAAGAGGGUAGAGACCCAAGCCAGUCAUGAGGUUGAAAGGUGGCCUUUGGGGAGUGAUUAGGUUGCAUAAGAUUGUUAGGGUAUAAAUCAGGAGGUUGCUAAGGAGAGAUCCAUGUUCACCCCAGAGGCAGAACCAGUAAGCUAAACUAAACCUUCUUUCUUAACUAACUGUCUUAGCUGUUUCAUUGUCAUGAGAAAGAGCUGAUACAGUCGCCCUCCCAAUGGACCCCAGACUUUGAAAGACUGUAUCUGUCCAACCUAAAUAAGUACACAUUUUUCUCCUCUAGCUUUUAGACAGCUAAACGCAGUCUGAGCAGCAGGUGAAAGUUGUGAGUUCUCACCGGGCGGAUGUGACUCUGCUCCAAGGAAAGCAGUGCACACUUUCCACUGGCCUCCAAGCCCCUCCCCCCCGCCUCACUUAUUUUUUUCUAGGAAUUCUUUAUUUAAGGAAUACAAACUUAAUGCAUUUCAUAAAUACAACUUUAGGAGCACAGUGAUUCUUCUCACCAUACCCUGUCCCACUUGCACUCCCACACUUGUUCCUCCUCCAUUUCCUAUUUCCAUUCCUAUUUUUUACUAAGUUCUAUUUUCACUUAACUUUAUAUACAUAAGAUUAACUCUAUACUAAGCAAAGAGUUUAACACAUAGUAUGAAAAAAACUGUUCCUUAACAGUAGAGACAAGGGCUGUUCAAAGUCAUUGCAUCUCAAAGUGUGACUUUCACUUCUAUAGAUUGCCUUUUAAGUGCCCUAUUAGUUAUCACAGAUCAGGAGAACAUAUGGUAUUUGUCCUUUUGGGACUGGCUUAUUUCACUAAGUAUCAUGUUUUCCAGUUUCAUCCAUUUUGUUGCAAACAGCAGAAUUCCAUUUUUUUUUUUACCACUGUCUAGUAUUUCAUAGUGUACAUAUCCCAUAAUUUCUUUAUCCAGACUUCAGUUGAUGGGCAUUUGGGUUGAUUCCAUGUCUUAGCUAUUGUGAAUUGAGCUGCAAUAAACAUGGGGUGCAGAUAA
Messenger RNA from Oryctolagus cuniculus (rabbit), 3445 nucleotides. The record is from RefSeq and is a predicted model, not a curated record. Lineage: Eukaryota; Metazoa; Chordata; Mammalia; Lagomorpha; Leporidae.